This is a messenger RNA of Apus apus (common swift), 4653 nucleotides long. It is a transcript of the gene EMILIN2, whose product is annotated as elastin microfibril interfacer 2. The record is from RefSeq and is a predicted model, not a curated record. Lineage: Eukaryota; Metazoa; Chordata; Aves; Apodiformes; Apodidae. Gene Ontology annotation, molecular function: protein binding. The transcript is spliced from 8 exons. The coding region runs from base 76 to 3285 and encodes 1069 amino acids.
GGACGGAGGGGCGGACGGAGGGACAGACGGACGGAGAGAGCCCGCGGAGAGGCACCGGCCCUCCCCGCUCGCCCCAUGAAGCUGUGCCCGGGGUCCGCGGCGCCCUCGGGCUGGGCGCUGCCGCUCCUUCUCGCCCUGGGCGCCGGGCUCAGCCACGCCACCCCGCACCUGCGGUACAGCCGGCCGGGCUCCCGCAGCAAGAACUGGUGCGCCUACAUCGUGAACAGGAACGUGAGCUGCUCGGUGCUGGACGGGACGGAGAGUUACAUCCAGGCCCAGUACAAAUGCGCUUCGAACCAGUUCCCCUGCCAGCCCACCCAGGUAUACCGAACAAGUUUCAGACCUCGGUACACAGUUGCAUAUAAGACAGUAACAGAGCUGGAAUGGAGAUGUUGUCCCGGGUACAAAGGGGAAGACUGCAGAGAAGGCCCAGCAGAAAAGCCCAGCAAUGCUCGUCGGCCAACAACACCAGCAAAAGCUGUUGUGAAGAAGGGCUUGGAUGCAGAGCCAACAGAAGUUCCGGAACCUUCUCCCUAUGAGAAGAAAAUGCAGUUUCUCGAGGAUGAAUUGUUUAGACUUACGCGAUCGGUGCUUGAACUUCAGUCUUCUGUGGCAGGUGUGAAUGAAAACCUAAAGCUGACUGUCCAAGAAGAUGCCAGUAAGGUGUUGGUCACUUGGCUGAAUAACCUUUAUGACCGCCCAGAGCCUGAUAGUGCAGUUGGUGGUGAAAUGGACACUAUUCAUCUGCCUGGACUCCUCAGCAAUAAAGAUCAAAAAGACCCUUUUAUUGAUUUUGAAAUGGAAGAUAUCAAGUCUGAGCUAGCUGAGGUCAAAGAAGCCUUGAAGAUGAGGAAUGACAAGCUGGAGGAACUGAAUGGAAAAGUAAAAGGCUAUGAAGGACAAUUGAAACAACUGCAGGAGGCAGCACAAGGACCUACAAUAACAAUGCCUAGUGACAAUAUAUUUCAGGAGUAUAUAGACUCAAAAUUUGAGUCCCUCAGACAGGAAUUACUGGAAGGAUUUGAAAAGAAAAUGGCAGAUCUGAAGAAUUCCUGUGAAUACAAACUACAGGAUAUCCAGCAGCAGUGUGAUGACAAUGAAAACAACUGUUUAGGAAUAAUUGACGUUAUAAGAGGAAAAGAGAAUGAUUUGAGGAAAGAAAUAAAUACUCUUCGAACUCAGAUUCCAUCAAACAAGUCCAGUUGUUGCAAGGAGAGUGAGAGAAAUUACUUUGACCAACAGAUAGAAGAUUUAGAUAAGAAGAUUGACAGAGUUGCAGAAGCACACAGGAUCUUGAACGUCAGAAUAGAUAAUGAAAUCAGUCGAUUGUCAACUCCAGAUCUGGAAGACAUGUUUGGUGAGAGGUUUGAGGAACUCGAUGCGAGGAUGAAUACUACAGAACGAAAUGCUGAAGAGCAUUGCUUUUACGUUGAGGAAACUCUCCGUGGUGCAAUCGCUGCUGAGGCAGAUGAACUGAGAGACUUGUUUGACCAAAAGCUCCGGGCACUAGAAGAUAGGCUAGGUGGCACUAUUUUAGAGAUUGCCAAUACCACAGACCCAGAUGGAAUGUUUAUUAAUCCUGGGCCCAUCUUGCCCAGUGAUGCAGGAUUGGCAAAUGAGCAAUUUACAGCAGAGAUUAACUUCCUGAAGAACAAACUACUGUCGCUUGAACACCUCUGUGGGCAGAAAUGUCAGUCUGCGCCACAAGGUACAGAGGACCUUCAGAAAGAGCUAGAAAACUGUAACAACAGAUACAAUCACUUGCUUUUGAAAACAGAGAACAACUCGGUUCUUCUGCAAUCUCUAAAUAGCUCUCUUAAUGAGAAACUCAACUUAAUUAAGGGUAACCAACGUGACAUCCAGAAAAUGCAAAGAGAUGUACGUGUAUUCCGGUAUAGUCUAAGUGUCAUGGAUAAAGAUAUGAAGAAUCUUCAAGAUGGCUUGAGCAGCUGCAAGGAGCAGCUUCUGGGUGUCAAUUCUACCUGUAGAAAAACACAGCGAGGUGUCUUCAGAAAAAUCGAUCAAAUGCAGAGGACAUUUGCAAACCAAACUGCUCAUUCCAGUGAUAAUUGCUGUGGUGAAGUGAAGGAGAGACUAGAACAAUUGAAUGACCAUAUCCUGAAUGAUCUUAGUAAGUGCAAAGAAAAUACCCAAGGUAUCCAGGAGGGUGUUUCAGAUGUUGAGAGCAGGGUUUCACGUGUUGAAAAAGUUUGUGGCAAGCUGGACUCUGUUUCAGGUAGCUUGCAGAAGAUAAAAGAAGGUCUGAAUAAGCAUGUGAGCAGCUUAUGGAACUGCAUUCGUGAAAUGAAUGGAACUAUAGCCUCUCAUUCCACUGACAUUUCUGGCCUCAAAAAUUCCAUCCAACAGUUUAAUAGUCAGGUCUCCAAAAUCACCACAGACAUUGAAGGCGUGCUGAAAUCUCAGUCUGACACAAGGCACUCAGAAGUACCACAGCAGCCAUUGCCACCAAGAACACCUCUGCACCGCCAACCUGGCAUAUCGCUGCUUCUUCCAUCAAGGCCGAGAAUCCAACCCCCACAGCAGAGGAUCCCCCUCCAGCCACCACAGCCGAGACCUCUUCCACGCCCAGCGCUGCCAGGGUCAGGAGUUGUGCCUUUCCUGCCUGGAACAACUGGUGUCAUCCUGGAGACUGGAGAGGCAGGGCCUCCUGGCACGGUUUUAAUGUCAGGCAGAGGGCGGCUUAGGAGUGUGGAUGGCCAGGCUGGGCAAAGUACUAUGCCCAUUGCUGAAGGGUAUGCUGGAGCACCAGGUUAUCCAAAGUUACCUCCUCCUACCACAGACUCACAAGGACCUGCUGCUGCUCCUGUGCCCUCCCUGGUGUCCUUUUCUGCUGGGCUCACACAGAAGCCUUUCUCCAGUGAUGUCGGCGUGGUUCACUUUAAUAAAGUGCUUGUGAAUGACGGAGACUAUUAUAACCCAAAUACAGGCAUUUUCACAUCACCAUACGAAGGGCGCUACCUGAUCACUGCUGUGCUGGCCCCAGAGAGGGAUGAGUAUGUAGAAGCAGUGCUGUCCGUCUCCAACGCAAGCGUGGCUCAGCUCCACACAGCUGGCUACAGACGGGAACUGCUGGAGUAUCACAAACCCUACUCAGGGAAACAGACCUGUGGUGGUCCUGGGACAUUCCACCUUGUUCUUCACCUCAAAGCAGGAGAUGAAGUAAAUGUUGUUGUAACAGGAGGCAAACUGGCCUACACAGACUCUGAUGAAAUGUACUCCACGUUUAGUGGAGUUCUCCUUUAUCCUUCCAUUUCUCAUGUUUAGGUGUACCUUGGACAGGAGAGAAGGGUAAGAUAUUCAGAAGAAAUUAAGUGUAAUAAAAUUCAAAGCUUUAAUAUAUUCAGUUUAUAUAUUUGAUUUCAGUGAUGGCUUUAUGGUCUAUACUGAGGCCUUUUUCUUGUCUCGUUUCCAGAGGUAGCUACAAAAGACAUCUUUCUGUAGCUAAAUUAACUCCUUCCCAAGCCCUUGUUGACCUGUACAAGCAGAACAACAAAUAUGUUCUCAGUAGAUACUUCUCCACUCUGCCCUUGCUAUUCCCUAUUAAAUUGUCUUUGCAGUCUUUUCCCUAGUUUUUCAAAUUGUCCCUAGUGUAUCAAAGUUUACAUCUUUGCUGAAGUUUACAGAUGUGGUCAGCUAUUGUCGUGUUUUCAGUAAAGCAGGCCCAAGAAAGUGACAUUGUAUUGGAUGUGGUUGAUGACUUCUUACUCCAUAAUUUAUUUAAUAAUAUGUUGGGUCAAGUGCAUUCACAUAAACAAUUUGUUCAAUGCAGUUGCUAACUGUGGUGGUGCAAAGCAAAACAAUACUCAUCUGCAUCAGUUUUCUUUUUUCCUUUAAGGGCUGAACACUGUGCUAAAAGACAAGUGACUCAUUCCAGUCAAGUGAAAGCAGCUGUGCAGGGAGAAAAUUAACCUCACCUCAGCUUUCCACUGGGCAGAUGUGAGCAUAAGGUGCAGUUGCUACAACUAAAAGACUUAGAAUUGUUAUUUUCAAUUGAUACAGUAAAAAAAAGAGGAUCAGUUAAGCAUGCUGCUCUUGAGAUUAAAGCUUGCUGCUUGAAAUGAAUGAAACAGGUUAGAAAAAAACCUGAAUCUUCUGUCCUUAGCUAGAAAAAUAGUAAUUUUGAAAGCUUAAAAUUUUUUACAAAGCUUAUUUCUGGUACUCCUACAGUAUUUGCAUUGAAAAGGAAGUUUUCUUCUUUGUUGCAUUGUAGAGGACAAAUCAGAGGAAAAAUUGUUUGUCUAGGAAGGCAGCCUUGUUAACUGAUAUGUCUCAUGCACAAACCAACCUUUUGCACUAAGUCUUUGCUGUAACAGCCUCUUGCAAUGGUGGUUUUCAGUGAGGUUUAUUUGAACACUCAGCAUCUGUUUAUAUUGCUCAGGCAAAUUUUGUAGUUUAAACAGAUUUUGGGCAACAGUAUUUUAUUGCUUAUACUAGCCACUCCUCAGUAGCUGUAACAAAAAUGAUGUUUUGACUCUUUGGAGUUGGCAUUUGGAUCUCUUUCAUGACAGGAAAAAAACAAACAAGCCAGGCUUUACUGAGAGCAAGACCGUUAAUUUGUCACCCCUCUAUUCUUUAUAUAAAUGGAUCUUUUUAAUAGUCUGUUCAUGCUGCAUGGAGUUGUAUUUAUCAUAG